AUGAGAAAGACGGUGGUUUGUGGUCGGCCAGUUUGGCGGGAACCGUUACGACGAAGCGGAGUGGUGGAGUUGCCAGGAAGCGCAAACAAAGAAAGCAUUCAUGCGAUCUGUGAGUGCAACGAGGAAAGCGCGGCUGCUUCGGAUGAAAAAGUAUUUGAGAAGCCCACAGAAAGUGACCACGCGUCCAGCAACCCAAUCCCUUGUCCUGACACACUACUUAAACUGAAGGCACGAGAACUUGGCAACAGGUCUCCACCAGGCCCAUGCAUUUUGAGAGAGAAUGGCAACUUCAAAAUUGCCUGCAAGGAAAACAUUAUGGCGUUACCACCUGCAUCAUCACCUGAGAAGGCGGUCAUCCUCCUAUUGACUGUAUACUUUAUUUUAAACCUGUCAUGCCCAUACGCUUUUCGACAGUUUUGGGGACUUGUCCAGCAGCAUGUCAGCUGCAACAUUGUGAAGUUGUGCCUUCUUUUACUAUUUUUUAUCACCAAGGCAAAGCGCUGGCUGUAGGUUUCAAGGCUGGCUUGUUUUUUUUAAGGUAUCUCACGUAUAUUUUUCAAGGCUGAGUUGUUUGGUUGUUUAAAGGUUUCUCGCUUGUUUUCGAGAGUCUCUUACCUUUAUAUUUCGCUGUUGCCUUGUUGACUUUUUAUAAUGUGCAACGUGCUUCCAGAUAUAUUUGGGGGCAUAAAAUUUUAUAAACAUUUACACUAGCUUUCAUGGUAGUGUUUGGGAUGAGUUAUCCCAAACUACACAAUGCUGGGGCAAGUAACCUGCCUGGAGUAGGAGGCUUUUUCAGGGGCUUAUCAAGUGUUUUGGUCACGAUUAGCUUUGUAU
Messenger RNA from Dermacentor silvarum, 834 nucleotides. RefSeq lists its product as uncharacterized. The transcript has 4 exons. The coding region runs from base 1 to 510 and encodes 169 amino acids. The record is from RefSeq and is a predicted model, not a curated record. NCBI's taxonomy places the organism in Eukaryota, Metazoa, Arthropoda, Arachnida, Ixodida, Ixodidae.